This is a messenger RNA of Peronospora matthiolae, 1623 nucleotides long. The record is from the annotation of a GenBank genome assembly. Lineage: Eukaryota; Oomycota; Peronosporomycetes; Peronosporales; Peronosporaceae.
AUGGCGCGGUGGUUGUCAUUCUUUGCAGAAUACAACUUUACGGUCGAGUACAAACCAGGACGACUUAAUGUCGUCGCUGAUGCACUCUCACGUCGUCCCGACUUUGAAACAGUCGCGAAACCCAACAGUGAGACAGUCACUGUUGCGGUUAUGACAUCCUCAGUCCCAUCUACAACGUUGUAUGAUGAUGUGAGGCGGGCAUACGCCCAAGAUGGCGAGAUUGUGAAGUUGUUGACACAUCUCUCACAACCAUCUCGAGAAUCGCUGAAACGAUUGUCGUCUGCGUAUCGAUCUGCAUCAGAUCGAUACACUACUCGCGACGGUUUACUGUAUUAUACAGCCGUUUCUGGUGACACACCACGUGUUGUCAUUCCAGAUGAUGCUGAUCUGCGUUUGCGGAUCAUGUUCGAGUAUCACGAUGCUCCUAUAGGAGGACAUCGUGGCCGGGAGAAAACAAAUCUCACGGUGAGUCGAGACUUUUACUGGCCCCGCCAGUAUCAGUUUGUGCGAGAGUAUGUUCGCGCAUGCGAAGUCUGCCAACGAGUGAAGUCAAGUCCUUCACUGCGUGCACCUUUACAGCCUCUACCGGUUCCGGCUGAGUGCUGGGAAUCCAUCUCAAUGGAUUUCGUCUUCGGGUUACCCAAAGACGCACGCGGGAAUACGGGUAUUCUCGUAUUUGUUGACAGAUUCAGCAAAAUGGUACACCUUGUGGCUGUACCCGAGACAAUCACGGCAAGUGGCUGUGCUUGUGUCUUUAUUGACACCAUCUUCCGACUUCAUGGGUUGCCCCGUGAACUCGUAUCAGACAGAGAUCCACGAUUCACUGCUGAUUUCUGGCGUUCCGUGUUCAAAUCACUCGGAACGCGCUUGAAGAUGUCGACAUCUGAUCAUCCAGAGUCAGAUGGUCAGACGGAACGUGCCAAUCUUGUCCUUGAAGAGAUACUUCGAGGAUACGUACACUCCUUUAAGAGUUGGAGUGAGUUUUUGCCGAUGGUAGAGUUUGCCAUCAACAACUCGGUGCAUGCGUCCACGACACAUACACCGUUUUACGUGAAUGGCUUGCGCCAUCCGCGUGUACCCACCUUACUCGAGUGUAACUCUGGUUUAAGGGGGGGAGGGACUCGCGCGAGCAAAAACCGAUUUGGUUCACGCUCAUCACGCUCUGACGAAGAAGUCAUUGCGUUUGAUGCCGAUAUCGAUAACAUCGAUAUCGAAGAAGAUGAUGCCAGUGAGAGUGCGGAAGCCCUCACUGAAGACAAUGAUCCCAGUGAGAGUGCGGAAGCCCUCACUGAAGAAAAGGUUGUUGUCGCUGCAGUGCGCUCACAGCACACUGAAGCUAACGAGUCAUCAGAUGAGUUCAUACUGGCUCGUGAAACGGUAGUCCGUUUUGUGCAAGACUCCAUCGCCGAAGCGGUGGAUAAGCAAAAGCAAAACGCUGACAAGAAUGGAAGGGCAAACACUCUUUUAUUUAAUAAAGGUGACUUAGUCCUACUGUCUACGGUUAAUCUACCAAAGCAUGUAGUGACUAACUUGGGUAGCAGUAAACUACUACCCAAGUACAUUGGCCCAUUUCGUGUAUUGCACCGCCUAGGCAAUGCAUACACGAUCGAGGUUACCACGUAA